This is a messenger RNA of Pongo pygmaeus (Bornean orangutan), 324 nucleotides long. RefSeq names its product COP9 signalosome complex subunit 9-like. NCBI's taxonomy places the organism in Eukaryota, Metazoa, Chordata, Mammalia, Primates, Hominidae. The record is from RefSeq and is a predicted model, not a curated record. The transcript has a single exon. Bases 9 to 182 code for a protein of 57 amino acids.
GCCCCGAGAUGAAGCCGGCGGUGGACGAGAUGUUCCCUGAGGGCGCCGGGCCGUACGUGGACCUGGACGAGGCGGGAGGCAGCACCGGGCUCUUGAUGGACAUGGCAGCCAAUGAGAAGGCCGUUCAUGCAGACUUUUUUAAUCAUUUUGAAGAUCUUUUUGAUUAUGAUGACAUCCAGUGAGAUGCCCUCUGGUUGCAGGUGGGGCCAAGCCCUUGGUACAGAGCCGCAGUGUGAGCCUGUGCAGGACAGUUUCAGGUGGUUUUAAAGAACACGUGGCAAUCCCUUGAAUUUAGGACCUGGUUAACCAAGAAAGAUAAGAAUG